Linepithema humile (Argentine ant) is the source of this 1942-nucleotide messenger RNA. RefSeq names its product epithelial membrane protein (gene emp). The record is from RefSeq and is a predicted model, not a curated record. Gene Ontology annotation, cellular component: lysosome; cytoplasm; membrane. Gene Ontology annotation, molecular function: scavenger receptor activity. NCBI's taxonomy places the organism in Eukaryota, Metazoa, Arthropoda, Insecta, Hymenoptera, Formicidae.
AUGAGGGUACAUCGCGGGAUCUGCGCUAAGCUGCAGGGCGGCUUCCUCCGACGAUGGUGGGCGGCGGUGGCGAUCGGAGUUCUCCUAAUUAUCCUGGCCGCCGCUCUGGCGGUUUUGUUCCCGAAUCUCAUCAACCUGGUCAUCGACAAGGAGCUCACGUUGCGAGAGGGUGGUCGUACGUACACCUUUUGGAAGGCACCACCGGUGGUCCCGCGCUUAGAGGUUUAUAUUUACAACGUGACGAACGCUGACGAGUUCCUGAACAACGGCGAGAAACCGGCGCUACAGGAACUGGGCCCGUACGUCUAUCUACAGCGCUGGGAGAAGACGGACAUUCAAUUCAACGAGAAUGGAACGGUCACCUAUAAAGUCAAGAAGUCAUUCGAGUUUAAUGAGACUUUGUCUGUCGGCUCCGAGGAUGAUUUGGUUGUCGUACCGAACGUGCCCAUGCUAUCGGCGACCAGCCAAUCGAAGCACGCUGCCCGCUUCUUACGACUGGCGAUGGCGUCCAUCAUGGAUAUUCUGAAGAUCAAGCCGUUCGUCGAGGUGUCGGUUGGUCAACUGCUUUGGGGUUACGAUGAUCCGCUGCUGAAGUUGGCCAAGGACGUCGUGCCCAAGGACCAGAGAUUGCCGUACGAUCAGUUCGGUCUGCUGUACGGCAAGAACUCCACCAUGCCGGAUCUGUAUACAAUAUUCACGGGCGCCAACGACAUCACCAAGUUUGGCAUAAUGGACAGGUGGAACGGCAAAGACAUGCUCGGCCACUGGACCACGUCGGAGUGCGACUCCAUCGCGGCCACCGACGGCAGCAUCUUCCCACCCCACAUCACGAGGGAGACCAAGCUCAAGAUUUUCGAGAAGGAUCUCUGUAGGACGCUGCCGCUGGUUUAUCAGCGUGACGUAGUAGGCGCCGGUGAGAUCCCCGGCUACAGAUUCUCUCCUCCAACGGACGUCUUCACCUCGGUGGAGAACAAGGCCUCGCAGCAGUGUUACUGCCCGGCUGGACCGCCUUGUGCACCGGAAGGCACGUUUAACGUGUCACUGUGCCAAUUCGACUCGCCGGUACUUUUGAGCUUCCCGCACUUCUAUCUUGCCGAUCAGGCCUUACGAAACGCCGUGACAGGAAUCUCGCCGCCAGAUGCCGAAAAGCAUCAGCUUUACGUCGACGUGCAGCCGAUGAUGGGCACGGCCAUGAGAGCACGGGCGAGGAUGCAGAUAAAUCUCGCGGUUAGCCAAGUACGAGAUAUCAAGCAGGUCGCUUCGUUCCCCGACAUCGUCUUCCCGAUUAUGUGGUUCGAGGAUUGCGUUGACGAGCUUCCUCCAGAGAUGCGCUCCCUGAUGAAGCUGGCGGUAGAAGUACCGCCAGUGGCACGCGCUGCGGUGUCCGGCGCCCUCGCCGCGAUCGGCGCGAUCGUCUUGCUGGGCGCGCUCAUGUGUCUAGCACGCGCCGCCAAGCGCCAGGAGAAGCUCCACCUCAGCAAUCCGCUGCCGGCGAACGCGAGCACCAAGACCGGUCAGCUGAAUCCAGCCUUCAGCAAGUAGACGGAUCAAUCAGCGGAUCGCGAAUGUGGGAAUCAACAGCGUCCUCAAGAUUUUACAUUGCUGUUUAAUCGUGCGAGACAAUGCGGACAAUUAUCGCUGCGAAUACUGACGUAAGGAUUGAAGAUAAAAUUGAUAUUCCGUCCAUGAUGUGUCCCGAGGCCAAGCAUCGUUCGCGAUUUUAAUCCGAAUUGUGCGAGUGCGUUUGCGACGAGAGGGAUUUCUGUAAUAGAGUGACGCACAUACCGUAAAUACAGCAGAAAUUUUUUUUUCUGUGUACAUAGAACUUGGCCGUCGUUAUCGUCUAUCGAUUGUAAUUAUUAAGAAUGUAUUAUUUCUCGUUAUUCGUUUGUACAUGUAUUAUUAUUUUAAAUAAUAUUAUUAGGUGUAUGUUAUAAUUAGA